Molecule: messenger RNA, 3114 nt
Organism: Lampris incognitus (smalleye Pacific opah)
Lineage: Eukaryota; Metazoa; Chordata; Actinopteri; Lampriformes; Lampridae
Exons: 12
Coding region: 610-1650 (346 amino acids)
Biological process (GO): regulation of exocytosis; cytoskeleton-dependent cytokinesis; cell division
Cellular component (GO): synaptic vesicle; cell division site; microtubule cytoskeleton
Molecular function (GO): GTP binding; GTPase activity; molecular adaptor activity
Source: RefSeq, a predicted model, not a curated record
CAAUCACAUUGCCAACAAGCAAAGUGCGAGAAAAGGAAAUGUGUGGGUUUACAUACAACACGUGGUGUCUACAAUUAUAAGAUUAUUCCCUACCUUAUCGAAUGGCAGUACCAUUUGUGGUGUUGGGUUUGUUGGUGAAAAACACAAGGGGUAUUGCAAGAUUCAACUUAGAAUUACUUCUGCAACUUUUAUGCAUGGCAAUGAUAUAAUUGGCCAUUUGCGAAACGUUAUUUUGGGGGGGAUUACAAAAACGGAUUUCCAGCAUAUCUACGAAGUGCGCGGGAAGAUCAAUAAAUACACGUCGGAAACAAUCUUGUACGAAAGUACUUGAACAAAGUCGCCGGACCGAACGCUCGCCGAAGCGCCUUCCGUGGGACGCCAUGUUGGAUCAAACGGGGCAGCGGUUGUGUUCGGGGAGGGGAGCCGGAAUGGCUGCGGUGUCGCACUCUUCUUCUUCCCCUCGACAACAAAAAGCGGAAUCGUUGGCUCCGUUUCCGGGUAUCGCUCUUCCUGGGCUGGGAUAGAGACGAGGGGCGCAACGCUUCUGUUGAUUAACACUUUUCUAAAGUUACACGCAGGGUUGUCAACAAUUCCAAAGCAGCAGCAGCCAUGUCUGGAGAAAAAGGGAAGUUCCCGGAGGCAGCAGGAUAUGUAGGCUUUGCCAACCUCCCAAACCAAGUGCACCGCAAGUCAGUGAAGAAAGGCUUUGAGUUCACCCUCAUGGUUGUUGGGGAAUCGGGCUUGGGCAAAUCUACACUGAUUAACAGCCUGUUUCUCACCGACCUCUAUCCUGAACGCUACAUCCCUGGUGCUGCAGAGAAGAUUGAGAGGACAGUGCAGAUUGAGGCGUCUACUGUGGAGAUUGAGGAGAGAGGAGUGAAGCUUCGCCUUACUGUGGUCGACACCCCUGGAUACGGAGAUGCCAUAAACAGCCAGGACUGCUUUAAGACCAUCAUUCAGUACAUCGACAAUCAAUUUGAGCGCUACCUUCACGAUGAGAGCGGACUGAACCGAAGACAUAUUGUGGACAACAGGGUGCACUGCUGCUUCUACUUCAUAUCCCCCUUUGGUCAUGGUCUAAAGCCAUUGGAUGUGGAGUUUAUGAAGGCCAUUCACAGUAAGGUCAACAUCGUCCCUGUCAUAGCCAAGGCCGACACACUGACACUGAGAGAGAGGGAUCGCCUUAAGAGAAGAAUCCUGGACGAGAUUGCGGAGCAUGGCAUCAAAAUCUACCAGCUUCCUGACGCUGACUCAGAUGAGGAUGAGGAGUUCAAGGAACAGACCAGAGUCCUCAAGGCGAGCAUUCCUUUCGCUGUGAUUGGCUCCAACCAGCUUAUUGAGGUUAAGGGGAAGAAGAUUCGUGGUCGUCUCUACCCAUGGGGAGUCGUGGAGGUGGAGAAUCCUGAACACAAUGACUUCCUGAAGCUACGCACUAUGCUUGUGACCCACAUGCAGGACCUGCAGGAGGUAACUCAGGAUUUGCACUAUGAGAACUUCCGCUCGGAGAGACUGAAGAGAGCUGGCAGGGCUGUGGAGGAAGAUGUACUAGACAAGGACCAGAUCCUGCUACAGAAAGAGGCGGAGCUGAGACGUAUGCAAGAGAUGAUUGCUCAGAUGCAGGCGCAGAUGAAAAUGAAAGGAGAUGACUGAAAAAGACGGAAAAGGAUCAGUCUCCCUCACCACCGUCACCACCACACCAACUUUCUCUGAACCAAACCCUCCGCCAACUCCAAUUCCCCUUUUAACCAGUCGGUACAUAGGUGUCCUUGAAAGUCUGGCUGUCAUCACUGUCGUCAUACCUCUGCACACAAUGGCCUAAGCACGCCUUCCAAACAUCCAUCCAUCCAUCUGCUGAUCAGGCACACCGUGGUUUCCUUCUGUCACUACAGUCCCAUCAGCACUUCGCUCUUUCAUGGUGUCUUUCCUGGUUUUGCCAAACCCCGUCGCUGUUUAUUGUAUUUUCUGGGUCCUAGUUAGUCAAGUGGAAUUAGACAGUAUUAGAAUAGGGUGAACGUGAAAAAGUAUUUGGAUAAUGGACCAGCGACUUAUCUCAUCUAAUGGUAACAUUUGGGUCUGCAUAGCUGGCAAUGAAAACGAUACUAAGGAUUGGAGAUAUUUGUCGGUAACACUAACAUGUUUACAAAAAAAUGUAACUUAAGUUAAUAUGUUCAGUUUAUUUACAGCACUUUGUCUGUAAAUACUGUUAAUAUUUUUGUUUCAAAAUAUUCUAGAUAUCUCAGCAAAUGUAACUGCUUGUCUAAAUUCUGUCCGUGAUGAUAUAACAAAAUUACUUUGGCUCUUCCUGGGUUGAGAAUCUAAGUGCCUAUUUAAUAGUUUGCUCAAGCAAGAUAUUUAUGAGCUAAAUAGUAUUUGUACUAGUUUUGUAACGCUAUAACAUUUUAAAAACAAACGAAACGCUAACUUCAGGAUUAUGUGAACUGUCGGCUUUGUUAUUGGAAGAAAGAGGAAUGUUUUAGAUUUCCUGAUAUGCAAAAUAGUUCUCCUUGGGUUAAACGCCAAACUUUAAGUGGAUUCAGUAAGUGAUGCUGAAUAGGUGGAAAAAAAGAUAAUAAAGCCAGUCGAUAUAUAAAGGCGAAAAUGGUGCUGAGACCGAGAGGUUUAAAAAGAAAUCCCUUGAUUUAUGGUUAAUCUGUUUGUAAAAGGACACUAAAAGAGUCCUCAGGGGGCCGGCGCCACUCCUGUGCUGAGUGACUCAAUUGAUCAGAUCAGGUUGCACAAAGGUGCCAGUUGUUAUGAUGUUGUAUUUAUGAGUCAGUGAUGGGUAAUCAGUUUGUUCUGACUGAAUAACCACAUAUAAGGCCUUAUUAGCCAUACUUAGUUCAUAUCAUGUGUGCUGUGCUGUGUUUUGUAUACCACAGGAGCAGUCUGAAAGGUUUGUUUCCUGUUUGGCUCUGUGAGUGGUUCUUAUCAUGUAGGCUAUAUGGGCUUCCUUGUUGGUUUUCCACCUGUCUUUUUUUUUUUAUAAUAUAAUUAUUCAGUGCCUUUGCAAAUGUGACAGAGAGUACAGUGCUGGCAGACUUGUUUCUCCUGCCAGUAGACAUGUGUAUGUAUAUAUAUAUAUAUAUAUAUAUAUAUAUAUAUAUAUAUAUAUAU